UGGUGCGCGUGCCGUCAGCUCCGCUCUCUCGCUCGCGGAAGCGCGCGCGAGCCGGGCACCACCCCGAUCGAUCGCCCCGCCUCGGGCAUCUUCCCCUCGGCUCCGCCGGAUUCCUCCCGGCCGCUAGCUCUCACUACGCCUCCCGCUAUAUAUACCCACCACGGGCAGUGGCCAUGGCUCCUCACCAAGAGCAACACGAGCACAAGGCGAUUCACUUCUCAUCAACGACGCUCGAUCGCUUCAAGCUAGGCGAGUCAGCAACCAUGUCGGACAAGUGCGGCAACUGCGAUUGCGCUGACAAGACCCAGUGCGUGAAGAAGGGAAACAGCUAUGGCGUCGUCGUAGUUGACACCGAGAGCCGCUUCGAGCGCCGUGAGGAGGCGGUCACCGCGGAGAACGACGGCUGCAAGUGCGGCUCCAGCUGCUCCUGCACCAACUGCACCUGCGGCAAGUGAAGAAGCCUCCAUCGUCCUUGCGUCGCGUCGUCGUAUAAAUAAACUACCACACGUGCGUCGUAUGUACGUACGUGCGUACGUGUCCCUGCCGUACGGCGUACGUAAGGCCGGGCCUGGUACGUCGAUAAGAGUACGUCAUGUGAAGCGGCCUGUAGCGACCUGGCUGCUAUAUAUGUACGUGUGGCUACCUAGCUUCAGGGCGUAUGUGUCCCCGUACGUGUCGCUGUGUCAUGUGUCGUAUCUCUGUCAUGUGGAAUGAAAUGUAUCGUGUGGUUUGACUGGUAAAGCAUGUAGAUUUGCGUCUA
Phragmites australis (common reed) is the source of this 760-nucleotide messenger RNA. Its product is annotated as metallothionein-like protein 3A. The transcript is spliced from 3 exons. Bases 174 to 455 code for a protein of 93 amino acids. The record is from RefSeq and is a predicted model, not a curated record. NCBI's taxonomy places the organism in Eukaryota, Viridiplantae, Streptophyta, Magnoliopsida, Poales, Poaceae. Gene Ontology annotation, molecular function: zinc ion binding; copper ion binding. Gene Ontology annotation, biological process: intracellular copper ion homeostasis.